Molecule: messenger RNA, 1125 nt
Organism: Cetraspora pellucida
Lineage: Eukaryota; Fungi; Glomeromycota; Glomeromycetes; Diversisporales; Gigasporaceae
Source: the annotation of a GenBank genome assembly
AUGGGUCAAUCAAAUUCGUAUAAUUAUGAUGCAGAGGAAGACGUCACAGAAGUUUCCCCAUCUCAAGCUCGACGAUUAGAUGCUAACACUUACAGAAAGCCCACUCUUGAUUAUGCGAAAAAAAAUGUAUUGACAGAAAACACUCAAAAUACAAAACCUUCCUGGGAGAAAGAAAUGGCUGCAUCUUUACCUGAAAUUUCUGGAUCAAACCAUUUUCAAUCGUCUCGAUUCUCUUCCGUGAAAUCUGGAGAUUUUCCUUCUCUUCCUCAACAGAAGCUUCCUCAACAAAAAAAGGUGACAACUUCAAUAAGGCAUGAAGAAUUUCCUGCUCUUCCUCAUACAUUGAAAACAACAGUCGUUGAAAAAAAGGAAAAUACAAACUCUUUCAAUAAACCGUUCACUAAAACUAUUCAAUCCAAGAAAAUGACUUCCUUGGCUUCAGGAACUGUGCUCCUAACAGAAUCGAAAAAAACAACGUCAUUCAUAUAUAGAGAACUCGAAUAUAUUCAAGGUCGCUAUAAAAAUAAACGAGAACAAAUAAUUUUUUACAUAAUUCAAAAUUUAUGCAUGUACAAUGAUUACAAAGUGUGUGGUUAUUGGGAAUGCUCUGAGUGUAGGGGAAGUCUAAAACCUUACAGUCAAGAAUCUCUUGAAAAUUUUUUAAAGAUGGCUCCAGGACAACUGUAUAAUUCCUUUGUAGAAUUUUGCAGGAGUGAUAAUUGCAAUCGAAAACAUUUUAUCACAAGUUUCCGUAUGUAUUCAUAUUUACAACCAAUAAACCUAAAUGAGAUUCCUAUUAAUGAAGUCAUCUUGCAUCUACAAUGGGAUAAAUAUUACCGGGUAUUUGGUGAAUGGGAAUGUACGAAUUGCAAAAAUUCUUGGAAAAGUGCUUAUACUUGGAUAUCACUACAAAAAUUUAUUCAACAAGAUCUCGAUUUGAAUUCUGAUGAUUAUUGUAUGCAAAAUUGUAAAAGGUGCAAGAGUGAUAAGAGCGUUAUAAAAUUAUACAAACCUUUAGAUAAAGGGGAAAGCAACAAACAUAAAAGGCAUUUGUGUGCAAAAUGUAUUAGUGGCGAUUAUUGUUGUGAAACUGGUGAUUAUUUGGGCAAAAAAUAUGAACAAUAA